Diorhabda carinulata is the source of this 4036-nucleotide messenger RNA. RefSeq lists its product as uncharacterized. Gene Ontology annotation, cellular component: nucleus. The coding region runs from base 101 to 3598 and encodes 1165 amino acids. The transcript is spliced from 12 exons. The record is from RefSeq and is a predicted model, not a curated record. Gene Ontology annotation, molecular function: zinc ion binding. NCBI's taxonomy places the organism in Eukaryota, Metazoa, Arthropoda, Insecta, Coleoptera, Chrysomelidae.
GCAGAUUGUCAUUACAGUCAAUAAUGUCAUACGUCAAUUUUUGAUAUCAUUGAGGUAUAUAUAAUAAAAUAAAAUAAAUUAGUUUAUAAAAUGCUAUAAGAUGCAGAACAAAGUGGAAAAUAAACAGAGAGUUCCUCCGGUUUGUCGAACAUGUCUAACGCCUAUAAGGGGUAUAUCUUUUAGAUUACAAGAACAGUCUGGUUUUGGUAAGGGAUUGAUGUUUACACACAUACUCAGAUAUAUCGUACCAGAACUAUAUCUAGGACUGUCUACUGGACCUGAACUGUGUUUUGAAUGUAAAGAAAGUCUCAGAAUUGCUUAUACAUUUAGGAAAAGAUGUUUAGAAACAGAAGCACUAAUUGGCGAUUAUCUAAAAAAUAUGCAAUGCUCAGCUCAAGUAAUCGACUUGUCCGCUGUUAUAGAAUAUAUAAAACAGUUCAAAGGACAAUUAGAUGCACAAAGUAUAUUAUCUGAAUGGAAUGAAGAUUCGAUCGAGGAUUUUCCUCAGGAUCCUUUAAGCAACGAGGGCACGAAGCAAGCUUCUAAAACAGAUACGGUCCAUUCUGAAGAGAUCAGGACACUUGUACCACAACAACCUACCCCAGAACUGAGUACUAAUUCUAUUCUUAGUUCUAAUGCGUCUAAACAAGUUAUUAGGAAGAUAAGAAUACCGAUAUUGCCAAAACCAACCGAACCAAUCGUGGUGGAGUCUUCAAAAUGUAAAAAAAAUAAACCGACCCAACCUGAGGAGGUUAAUAAGGAAAACAAAACAUCUAAACCUCCGGAACAUCGACAACGAGUGGAAGUUUUAAAAGUGUGCCCACAAACGGGGCUAUUUAAAAAUAAGGAAGGGAAAUAUUUGAAUUUGGAAGGUAAAGAAUUACCGGAAUCAGUAGUUAGAGAGAUUAAAAAGGAGAAUAUUGAUAAAGAGCAUAAAGAAAACGAGAAAUUGUUUCCUUCAACUUUUCCAAAUAUCAAAAAUCAGGAAAAUUCAAAUAAAAAAGAACCGACAAUGGAUAAGAACCAAGGGAAUAUCUCUAAACAAAAUAAUUUAGAUAAUAUCGUGAUAGAGAAUUCGAUGAGUAUUUGCGAGGAAACGGGUUUAUUGAGAGACCAAAAUGGGCAUUAUUUCGAUUUUUCUGGUAAUCCUUUGGAAGACGAACAAGUGGAAGCGGAAAAAAGAAAAGCGAAAAUAAGAGGAGAAAAUUUAUUCAAAAUUUCCAAUAUUUGUACGGUUUCUGAUGAGGUUUUUGAUAAAGAGAAAGAUAAUCAGAAGAGCGCGUCCGAUUUUGAAGAAAAAAUCGACGUAUACCAAAUAACAAAACAGGAUACUUCCAAAAAAAACACCACCGUACCGCCCACAAUGGGAUUUGAUAAUACCGCGGGUAGUAGUAAAGAAGAUAAUUUAUUAAAGAAACAGAGUGGGUCUUCGGCAAAUAUACUAAAUUUUCAAGCGGACGAAAAUUUGAGGAUACCCCAACAAUGGAACCCGAAUCAGAUUUUCAAUAGUUCCAGCGUACUUCAGACGGCUUUGACCAAUCAACAAAUGAAAGCGGCUCACAAUCUGUUGGGUACCCAUUUGGUGUUAUCUCCUGAUAGCAGUACUGCGGUACUAAAUACCAAUAAAACUCCAUCGCAAGCUACUAGUAAACAGGUUGAGGUUACCAAUAACAAAAGUGAGUCAAAUGUUAAGAAGUUAUCUGGAAAUAUUGUUUUAUGUCCUGUGACAAUUAAAUCAGAACCAUUAGAGGAACCUGCCAAGAAUCCUUUAGCUGAUGACAAUGAGGACACUCUUAGUGCUCCCGAUUUGAGUUUAGAUGACGCUAGUAACACAAGCUCUUGGCAGAAGUUGAUAAAUUCUUUAGAUUCGUGCGACAAUAGUCAAUACGUAGACGUACCAGAAUUCGUCGAGAUACAAAAUUUUUCUUUGGAGGAUUUCUUCAAACUCAAAAAGCAGACCAAAGUACAAGAUGGCAAAGAAAAAAAUGACAAUCUCAAAAUAACUAUGUUGAAUAGUAAUAAAAAAUUAUCCGUAUUGAAACCGCCUCAGAAAAACGUCGAAAAGAAAACUUACAAUUUACCCGAUCAGUUCAUGUAUAGGGGGAGAUUGUUAAUCAGAACUGAAGACGGUUAUAAAUUAGACGACAGCGUUCCAAUUACAGGUAAUGAUAAACCGGACGGUAAUAAACCACUGAACACCGGUAUAUCAGUACAAGACUCGCCGUUGUCUAACGCCGAUAAAUGUAAAAAUUAUCGUAACAGGAAGAAGGGGGAUGAUAAAAUUUCAAUAAACAAAACGAAAUCGAACGCCGAAUAUUGUCGUAUGUACAGGAUGAGAAAAAAAAUGAUUAAACAAGAGGAACCCCAAUCGACGGACGUAAUUUCGAAUGCGACAUUGACGUCACAACAAACUAUUACCACUGAUACGCAAAAGGGGAAAAAAUUAAAAUUAACGACCGUCCGUAAAGAACAAAAAAUCCCCGAAAAAGUCCAAAUCGUCGAUAGGGAAUUGUGCGUAUUAUUCACGCACUAUACCAAAGACGGAUUUUACGUCAACGAUCACGAUUAUUUGACAUCGCCUUACGCCAGAAACAAUUUGUUGUUUUUCGAAGGUAAAACAAGGUAUUGCAUGUGUUACAUAUGCGGCGUCAAACAUUUACUCAAAGACCAUAUCAAUCACAUGAAUUCCCAUUGUUCGACGUGUCCCAGAUGUUGCGUUAAUCUCGGUACGCCCUAUAUGUUGAAUUUACACAUGAGAAUACAUUCGAAAUCUUGUCAAUAUUGUACCGAAAUCGUACCGUAUCCUUUAAUCAAAAAACAUCUAUCCGAACAUAAACGAGAAGAGGAAGAAGAAGAAACCGACGAAGACGCGUCUAAACAGAAGAAUAAGAAGAAAAGGAAACAGAUAAAACGCGAAAGGGACGACGAAGUGAGAUUUUCCGGUGUUUUACCAACUAGUGCCCGCCUUCGCAAAAAACUCGCCCGUCCGAAACGUGAGACGAGAAGUAGCGCAAAAACCGAAGAUCUUCCCGUUAACAAACUCGAAGAGGAUCCCGUAUCGAAGCGGAGAAGCAAUCGAAAGAGGGGUACGGAUACGGCGCAAGACCCAACUCCGGUUCCUCACAAUCCGUACGUUUCCCUCGAAAGGUUACCGGAUCAUUUGAUCAACAACGCCGUUGAAAAGGAAAUCGACACCAAGAUCGUUGCGCCCUCGGACGGUCACACUUUGGACAUAAAUAAUUACAAAAUGGCGAUACACGAAGCGAUCAAAAUAAAAACAGAACCCAAAUCGAGAGACGGUAAAGAUGAUAAAGAGACUGACGUUAAAGAAGAUAACGAUAAAGAUAAAACAAGAAAAAUAACGGUCAAGGAAAUCGAAAAUAGAAGAGGAAAAGAGGAAAACGACGAGAUGGUAUCGGACAAACGAGUGUUGAGAUCGAGGUUGAGGAAAAAAGAAAAUAACGAACAUCAAACGUCCAACAUCUUAGUGGAUGAAAGCGAUGAAAAUACGUCAACCGAUGAUGAAUCUUUUUCCUUCGGAACAUCCGACGAAGAAGACGAGGAGGAAGAAGACGAAGAAUUCAUGGAGGACGACUGAGGGAAAAGAAGACAUUCGGAAUGUGUAUUAUUUUGUAUAUAAACAUUUUUACGUAAUUUAUUUAUAGAAUUGUGAAAAGAAAUGAAAAGAUGACAUAUUAAUAGUAAAGGGUGUCCCAAAAUUUUGUUCGGCGGUCAUGUUAAAAGUUUCUUUGUAUUUUUUUAUUUUCGGAAAAAGUUUUAAUUUUGAAAUAUUGUUGAUUGUUGUUAAUUUUUUUAGUGAAACCAUUUGUCGAAUGUUUUUACUGAAACGGUAAUGAUCAAUUGAAUAUUUUUUGGUACACCCUGUAUCAUAUGAGAUAUUGUUGAUGAAUCUAUAUACAUUGAAUGUUUUUCAAACUACUGUUCAUUAUGAGUUGAUUUACCUAUUCGUGAUUGUAAGAUCAGUUUUCUGUACCUACACUUUUUUUUAAUCGAAAAUAAAUAGUAUUUAGAAUAA